AUGGGUUACAUGGUUUCCCAAAAAGGUGGAUAUGAUAAAGUGGGUUUUACUAGCAAGGACUUACAUAACCACAUUAGUAAGACUAGGCGUGGCAAAGUGAAAAACGGUGAUGCAUUUGCUGCGUUGGCCUAUCUGUUUUCUAAGGCAGACAGUGAUCCGUUAUUUCUAGGAAAGUUCACCUUAAAGGAUGGUAGGUUGGAGAACUUGGUGUGGGCUGAUGGAGAAAGCGUUGUUGAUUACGAAUGUUUUGGCGAUGUACUGGCUUUUGACACCACUUACAAGAAAAAUGUAUACAACAAACCCUUAGUCAUAUUUUCAGGGACCAACCACCAUGGCCAGACGACUAUCUUUGGAUGCGCUCUGCUCUCAGAUGAAAAGUCCGAAACUUUCAAGUGA
Messenger RNA from Arachis duranensis, 396 nucleotides. RefSeq names its product protein FAR1-RELATED SEQUENCE 5. The record is from RefSeq and is a predicted model, not a curated record. NCBI's taxonomy places the organism in Eukaryota, Viridiplantae, Streptophyta, Magnoliopsida, Fabales, Fabaceae. Bases 1 to 396 code for a protein of 131 amino acids. The transcript has a single exon.